This is a messenger RNA of Cylicostephanus goldi, 213 nucleotides long. NCBI's taxonomy places the organism in Eukaryota, Metazoa, Nematoda, Chromadorea, Rhabditida, Strongylidae. The record is from the annotation of a GenBank genome assembly.
AUGCUUGGCUUUUUCACCAGUGUCUCCUCUUCUUCUGAGCUGUGCCGUGGGCGAUUUUGGUAUAAUUCUUACCGCAGUCAGUUUAUAACCUUUUUAAACUCUUUCCCAACCCAGGGUUAUGGUCCGCUGACGAGAAAAACGUUCAAAAACAACGAAUCACUGGCAGAUGCUCAUCAUGUGCUUGGAACCGAGAUGGAUCGCUUUUCGCUAUAG